GAGAAGCCUCUGCUCCCAGCAACCCAGAGCGCAAUCACCACCAUGUCGGCAACACGCAAGGGCCGCUCUGGGCGGUUUUCCGAGUUCGAGGAGAAGGUCGCAAAGGAUUUCGAUAUCGAAAACGAGGCGCCCGAUGAUGAUGAGCAGAGCGGGAGCGAAGAGUCGGCCGACGAACACGCCGGAACAGAGCACUAUGUUGCUGUUGGGAAGAGCAAGCUCCGACAAAAAGAUGCAAUUGCACUGGGCCCCGAAUACCGCGGCUCGCGCGUCAGCAGAGAGGCGCUAGAGGAGAGCAGCGAAGAUGACGAAGAGGAAGACGACGAGAGCGGCGACGAAGUAUUCGACGACCCAGAAACAGCAGACCUUGAAGCCGAUCACAUCGAUGACGACGGCGAGAUCAGCAGCGACAAUGCGCUUUGCGAAAGUGACGAACAACACCUCAAGGACUUUGUCUUUCGCGGCAGCUCGAAACCUAAGGUCCCAAAUGGGCGGAUCAAACAGAGACCUACCGCUGCAGACUUCAUGUCUUCAUCAGGGGAGGACCUCGAAGACGAAGAGGACGAGUUAGAGGCGUCUGAAGAAGACUCUGAGCUUGACGGAGACGGCGCACGCCUCUUUGAUCUGGAGGCCGAGCUGUCUGGCGAGGACGAGGAGGAGGACGAUGAAGAGGAAGGGGACGACGAUGAGAGCGAGGGUGAUGAUGAGGAGGAUGAUGAAGAAGGGGACGAAGACGAGGAGGAGGAUGAAGAUGAAGAAGAUGAGGAAGACGCAGCAUCCGACGACGGUGACAACGAACGCGCUCAACUUCGGAAAAUGGCGACCGAGGGGCAGAAGAGCAUCGUGGCCGCCAUGUCGCAAGCUGCCAAAGCGGACGCAGAGAAGGGCAUGGCAGUGCGCGUUCAGCGCCGUGCGUUCGAUUCCAUCUUGAACCUCCGUAUCCGGCUACAGAAGGCACUGGUGGCGGCAAACUCGUUCAGCGUGGUCGACAACAGCCAUGAGAACGGUACGGAAGCGUACCACGCAGCCGAAGAGGCGGCGGUCAAGCUGUGGAACACAAUUGACAGCGUCCGGCACAGUUUUAUGCCCGAGAGCAGCAGGGCCAAGGUCGGGGACAAGAGGAAACGCGGGGUCGACAUGGACACCCCGAGUCAGACCAUCUGGGAGAGCAUGCAAUCAGUGGAAGAGGCCGCCCACUCCCAUAGACGGAAAGUCCUCGACAAGUGGUCGGAGAGAGUGAAGAAGAGCAACGCCGCGCUCUCCACCAGAAAGCUGGUCAAGUCCGAAACCCAGACUCUCGUCUCGGCGUUGGACGAACAGCUCCUAAGCUCGGAGCGGCUUGUCAAGCGCGCGCGGACGCCACGCUCCUGCGCGCCGGCGCAGGCGGCCAAGAAGGUCGAAGAAGACGCGCAGAUUUACGACGACGCCGACUUCUAUCAGGUUCUCCUCAAAGAGCUAGUCGACCAGCGGAGCACGGACACGGGGGCGCCGGGCGAGUCGGUCGCGACGGUCCGGUGGGCGGCGCUCAAGGAGACCAAGACGCGGAAGAACGUCGACAGGCGAGCCAGCAAGGGGCGCAAGCUGCGGUACACGGUGCACGAGAAGCUGCAGAACUUUAUGGCGCCCGAGGACAGGCGGGAGUGGGAGGAGCAUGCGAUCGACAGGUUGUUUGGGACGCUGUUUGGGCAGAAGAUGGAGUUGAGGGAGGAGGAGGAGGCCUCGGACGAGGAAAUGGGCGGUGUCAAUGUCGAAGAGGAGGGGUUGAGGCUGUUCCGAAGCUAGUCGGACUGUACUUUGUUAAGCUAAGGUGUAGGCUAGCCUGUUGGAUACAAUUUAAAGAAUCAGUGUCCGCCUCCGUGGU
Messenger RNA from Chaetomium fimeti, 1858 nucleotides. RefSeq names its product apoptosis antagonizing transcription factor-domain-containing protein. Gene Ontology annotation, cellular component: nucleus; nucleolus. NCBI's taxonomy places the organism in Eukaryota, Fungi, Ascomycota, Sordariomycetes, Sordariales, Chaetomiaceae. The transcript is spliced from 3 exons. Bases 43 to 1779 code for a protein of 578 amino acids. Gene Ontology annotation, biological process: maturation of SSU-rRNA from tricistronic rRNA transcript (SSU-rRNA, 5.8S rRNA, LSU-rRNA). The record is from RefSeq and is a predicted model, not a curated record.